Molecule: messenger RNA, 6917 nt
Organism: Contarinia nasturtii (swede midge)
Lineage: Eukaryota; Metazoa; Arthropoda; Insecta; Diptera; Cecidomyiidae
Gene: Rif1
Product: telomere-associated protein RIF1
Exons: 12
Coding region: 380-6541 (2053 amino acids)
Biological process (GO): telomere maintenance
Cellular component (GO): nucleus
Source: RefSeq, a predicted model, not a curated record
UCUAUAAAAAAAAGUGUGUGUGUGUACAUUUUAUAUUAAAAAAAGGACAGCAAUUUUUGUUUGUUAAUAUUGUUGUUUUUGCAACCGUAUCGUGUGAAAUCAAUCAUAUCGAAUUUCGGAUAAGUCAACCGGCUAGAAAGAAGCGAUAAAAGAUAUUUUGUAUCGAUUUGCGAUGGUGUAAAGCGUGUUUGUAUUGUUUAAAUAUUGUAUUUUGUUUGAAGAGCAGUGCUGUUUGUGUUGGCAAAUUUAUUAUUAUUGUCGAUUCAUUUCAUUUGAGUUCAUUUUACAUCUGAGCUGAAUAGCUAAAAUCCGGUAUUCGGCACAUAAAUUCAUCGACAAAACGAAUGUUAUGUGAAAACAACGUUCGCAUUAAAUCAUUAUGAGUCUACCAUCUAUUCCCAAGGAAAAAACUUCAAAUAAAGUUAGUUUAGUUACAAGACCGAGUGUUACGUUAGUUCAACCAGUGUCAGUGAUUGGUUCAAGUGUUCCGAAGACAAAAUUAAUUUAUGUUCAAUCAAUACAAACAAUUCCACCAUCAACAAAAGCGGAGCACGUUUCUAUCACAACAAAGGUGAAUACACCGAAAUCAUCAAGUCAACCAGUGACAAUUGCUCCCAAAAAACCAAUUUCAAGACCAACAACUAAUCAAUUGAUUGCUGUGCCAUCAACAUCAUCAGCUUCAAAUCGUUUGCAAACAUUUUUACAAUUCAAAGCAUCAAAAGUAACAUCGGCCGUUCCGAGUACACAGAAAUCAUCGACUAUUGUUGGCCAAACUGUAAUCAAUUCGCGACUUCAACCGAAUGAUAAACAUACAAUUUCAAAAAUUGGUCCAAUUCAGGAGAACACAUCUAGUAUCGUCAAUAACAAAUCACUGCAUUUGUCGAAAAUUGAUCCGGUGAAACUUCGGUAUCGUACGAUUUUAGAAAAUUUAUUACAAUUGAAAAACAGUUUCAUAAGACGAACAAUCACACAAGCCAUUCAACAGAAGCUUGCUAAUCAAUCAAACGAAGAUUUGCUUAAUGUCAUAUUCAAAUCAUUCGAAUUGACAUUAUUAUCGGUGAAUAUCGAGCAAAUCUAUUUGAAUGAAACUUAUUUGAAUGCAACGACAGCAUUUCUAGCUAAAGUGAUUGAAACCGGUCGGUAUAUGGAAUUAAUCGAAAAUCGACGAGAAACACAAGAUAUUAAAAGCUUUAUAACAUCUGAAAUGUCAUCGAUACUUAACAAAGUUUCACUAGAAAGUGUUUAUAAAAAUGCCCGCGAGAUUUUCGAAGAGAAGCAACGAGGAUCAUAUGCACAGAUAUUGGAGUUACUCAUAAAGGUGGUCAGUUGCAUAAAAGUGUUGCCUGAAACAAAAAUGACAUCAACUGAAAUUGAGUUUUGGUUGAAAGACGUCUUUCCACUGGCAUUUGAUUCGGAUGAAGAUAUUCAAACAAAUGCAAUUAAAGCAGUGAAAACAGCAAUGCCGAUGUUGCUUGUCUCACAUCACCAUUCAAAUCCACUAUGGGAACAAACACGUUCCAGCAUUCUCAAUGAAUAUACAGUGAAAAUAGGCAACUUCUUCAAACAUGGAAGUCCAAAAUGGUAUAUGACUUGGUGUAUAUGCGUUCGUCUUCUCGACAUCGAUAUUCCACGGAGUGCGCGCACUCUAAACGCCUUUCUUUCCAUAGUUGAACCGGCACUAAGGAGCAAUGUACCAAUUCGACGUGCUGAAGGUUAUCUAUGCUGGCGUGUUUUGCUAGAAGUGUUGGUGCGUCACAAUCGUUUGAAUUCGGAAAAGCGCUUGAAAUUGAUGUGCACACCAUUAAAAUCGUUGCAAGCAAAAACCGUCGAAAUAGCGACAAAUAAAUUUCAAGCGUGGUGGUAUGUAAUAUGCAAUGUGCAGGGAAAUGUUGAUAAUUUUAUAUCGAUGGUGUUUGAGCCAUUUCUUCAUUUUUGCUUUGGUCCAUUAUUAUCGACGCCAAAGCUACUUCUAGAACCAAACGAAGCUUCAACACAAGUUAAGAGCUUUCCAGACGUUUCGUUAAUGGCAAUCGUAACAUUUAUACGCGUUCUUGGUGGAAGCGAUAAACAAAUCGAUGAGUUGUUUACCAAAUUCUCGUUGAAUCAACCAUCGUUUGUGAUUUUAAAUGAAACAAUAUUCAGCAUUCAAUCGACCGCAACGUAUUUAAUAAAUGCAUGCGGCGAAGCGACGCUUAUGUUGAAUCGUUUAAAAAAUAAUGCAAACAAUAAUAUCGAUUGCAUUACAUUGGCAGUUUGUUUAUGGUCACGAAUGUUUAAAUACAUAAAUCAAGCGAAAAAAAUUGAACAUAUCAACCUAAUUUUGGACAACGUUUCACAAUUGCUACGACUUAAUUUACUUAAUCCAUCACAAACAAAAAUGAUUCCAGUCACGUGUUCAUCGAUUCUUGUCGGUCAAAUUGGUGCGUCGUUCCUUUUCGAUCGAAAUGACGGUGAUAUUUUGAGUGAAGAAAAAGUUAAAACGAUUGUUAAACUCAUGAAUACAAUGGUUCAACUACCGAACAUGAAAUCACGACUUGAUGAAUCGUUGGCCAAAUUAUUAAGCGUAUCGCAUCAAGAUGAUAAAGAAUUUGAGAAGAAUUUCACAUUUUUCCUAACCGAAUUCUAUGAACAAUUCAUCCAAAAUGAAGACGAACAAUCAAACGGAUUUCAUGCCAAAAAGUUAACAAUCACUUAUGAGUUCAUUGACUGUAUUCUACAAUAUAUACAAUGCAACGCAGAAAAAGCGAACGAAAUGUACGCGAAAAAUGUGCAUACAUUGCAAGUAUUUUACAAGAUUCUCUAUUGGCCACUGUCACUCUAUUUGCAUCGAAAUGAGUUUGAUGACUAUACGAAAACUUUGCUGAGAGCAACUGACCUAUUAACAACCAUAAUUGGUAAAUUGGAUUUUUGCAAGGAAAGCGCAAAAGCGGUGAAAAAUACCAUUUCCCAUCCCGAUCAUUGUAUCUACGUCAACGAUACCAUUGCUACAUUGUUUGAAUAUAUGGUUUAUGAAUUUGAUGAUUUAAAGAAUGCACCAUUGGAUAUGCUCAACUUAUGUGUAUACGUAAUUAAAAAUGAACAGCAUGAAGGAAAAAAAGUUGUUAAAGGUCUGAAAUCGAUAACUGAAGCUCUUAUCAAGUUUCGUCGUGCGAUUAGUCAAAGUCAAUUUGAAAUUAUAGCACCCAAAUUGUGUGAAAUAGUUCGAUUGAUCGAUGGAGAUAAAAUGAUUGUGCGAGCCGAACCGAGUCUGGUUAAAGAUUUAGUAGAAAUGAUUGGAAAAGAGAAUAAAGUGGAAAAAUCUCCAGCAUUGGCCAACAAAAUGCUACGAUCAAGCAAAAAUAAUCCAGCUGAAUUUGUUGUGGUGAACAAAGUAUGGAAACUAGAGCCGAGCAAAUUGACUGAACAUCAGAAGGAGAAGAUGAAAACACGUCGAUGUGAUAUACCAGCUUUGUAUAAUGACUUGAGUCAGAGUCAGGAUAGCGCCAGCAUUCAAGGAUGGGCACCAAAAGCGCUUGAAAAAACAACAAAAACAGCCGAUGAAGAAAGUAUAAAAUCGGAAUGCAACGAAAACAACGCAGUUGUGAACGAUAACACUGAAUUGCCAGUAGAUACUGUACCGUCAUCACAAACAAAACAAAAAACCGAUAAAGCAUCCAAAACAUCUCCGAAACGUUCAAGUCAAAGUCAAAGCGACAGCGACAGAGAAACAACAGAUGAAACGCAUGUAAAGCGUCGAAUGAAUCGUGAACUGAAUCGUAUUCAAAUCGAUGCAAAAGUUGAGGAAGUGCCUUACAAUAGCCUAUCAGAAAGUAAUCGUCUAACCCGUAGCACAAUAAAGAAAAUCGAAGAAAAACCGGAUACACAUGCAAGGAGAAAGACGCGAUCCGAUAGUGUAAAACCCACCACAGAAAUAAAAGAAACACGAGUCACUCGUACAUCACUAGUACAUUCACCGGUAUCGGUGAAAGCAAAAAACAAAGUUUUAACAACAAAACCACCAGAGAUCGAAGCGUCAAGUGAACCAACAACACCAAAACGACGAUCUACCCGCAACUCUAUAUUGGACACAAACCAGAGAACAGCAGAUACACAAUCCAAUUUAAUUCAAAAGGAUGAAAAGAAAAAGACUGAAUUUAAAGAUACACUUGAAUUGAAAGUAGAAAAGCUACCGACCGAAGAACCAACAGAAUUCGCUGACAAACCGAAAGUUGAAAAUACAAAAGAAGUUAAAGAUGCAGAGCAAGUAACGAAAGAUUCCACGAGUAAUGAAAUAGCUGAAGAGCAAAUGAUAGAAAAACCAACCGAAGAUACUCAACAUCAAAUAAAUGAAAAUAAUGGCACCGAAAUGGAGAUUGAUGAGCCAAUAACUGCAAUGGAGACCGAUGAGAAACAAGAAAAUACGCUUGACACAUUAGCCACACAAUCCAAUGAGUUGAAAGAUGAUAAGAUGGAAGUUGAGGUCGAACAGAAUGCACAAAUACUAGUGGAAACGGAAACCAUAUCAACUCUAUCGAAUGGCAAUUGUUCAAAUAUGGACGAUUUGCCAUCAAAACACGGCGAAACUGAGCAUGAUAGUGAAACGGACGUAGUAAGCCGUUCAUAUAUGAGUGCUCUUGUUUUCGAUGAUACAAACCUAUCAAAAAGUUUAAAUGGAAGUUCAAUUGUAACUUCGCCAGAAAUUGCGGCGCCACGGAGUUUGGAGUUCUUAAGUGACACAAUAAAUAUUUCACCAAUUGCAUCGGCAACGGCAAACGUUGAAAAGACGGCCAGCGUUGAUGAUGGUUUGGAUGAAAUAAAAAAUCCACAAGAGUCCGUGAUUCCAGAAAAUCAAGAAGUGAAUGAAAAAUCAACGACAGAAGAAGAUAGAAAAGAAGAGACCGAAUUGAAAAAAGUCGAAGAAAAUGAUAUCAUCAAAAAUGUAGUUGCACAACGAUUGGCUACAUCUACAAUUGGCGAAUCACCCAUUGCAUCUGGUACAAAGCAAAUUAAAACACAAACACAACUUGCAAUUCAAUCAAGCACCCCAAUUCAAUCUCAUCACAGUCCAGUAUCAUCGAAAUUUAAAACCCCGUUAUCGGGACGUGGUGCACAAUUACUGAAUAUGAUCAAGAGUCCGAAACCUGCAUCACCAACACCAAUGUUAAUGGCGGAAAGUGCGUUUGUUAACAUUUCAAAAACCGCAUCGCCAGCCAUUAAUCAAUUGGAAACGGCACCAAUUUAUGAGCAUGUUGUCAGUACACCAGACACAAAAGCGUCAAAAGAAAAACAAAACGAACGAAAUGAGUUGAAGCCAAAUGAAAAUGGAAACUUUUUAACACUAUCAGGAGCAUUACCAUCGCCAUAUGAAAGUCCUGGCAUCAGUAUUCUAAAGCGAAAGAGCUCAAACAUUUCAAUGGACGAUUCCAUACAAUCGCCGGCGCAUAAGAGAAAGCGUGUUUCUUUUGGUUUUCCAUUAUCACACACAAAAGAGUACAUUAUCGAUGAAGAAUUUACUCCAUUCUAUAUGUUGCCAUCGAACGAUUCACCAUGUCGACGUGCCAAUCGUCUUAAAAAACUAAAAUUGAAACGAAACAAAAAUCAAAAUGACAGUGCCAAAACAGUAGUAGCCACCAACGAUAGUAAAACAUCACAAUUGGCUGAUUCGAAUGCAAUAACGCUUGAAUCAACAUCACACGUUAAGCAGGAAGAUGUGAGUGUGAGUGUGAAACAAAUACGGGAAAUAAUUGGAAUGGAUAGAGACACGUAUCGGGCCAAACAGGAGAAGAAAUUAACUGGUGAUGCCUUAAUAACGGUAAAAACGAAUUCAAACAAUCACGAUUCAAAUAGUGAUGACAGCUCAACGGAGUCAAAUGAAGAUGAACCAAUUGAAACCGUUAAAGUACCAAUUGAAGCAUCAUCACAAUCGCCACAAUUUCCAAAAACCCUUGACGAUUUUUCCGAUGAUGCAAUUUUUUCGCAUCUAUUAUCAAAGUAUUCACCAAACGAUAUUCUCAAAAAGUUUGAUUCGGCAUUCGACGCAAGAGUAUUAACCAAACGGCUAUCUACGAUGAUGACGAACGAUAAACAAAUCGAAACGGUUGUUUUGGAAGAGUUGGCCGAACAACAUUCAGAAUCAUUUUUGGAGAAUGCAAUCACCGAAAAUCUUUGCUCAGUCAUUUGUGAUCGUUUAACAUUGAAAUCACCAAACGCAAUUAUCGAUUACACCACCGAAAAAAUCAAUAUGGAUGAAAAUUUUGCAAGUAAUUUCCUUGAUAAAGUGUCCGUAUCGACAUUACGUCAAAAACUUAUGGACAUUGUGGCCACAAGUAAGCGCGAACAACAUAUAUUACUCGACGAUUUUUUGACGGCUCUUAAGGAAUAUAUUGGAAGCACUCAUCGAAUGUCACCACGUACAAUUGACACCGGCAUUUUACCUGAACACAUUCAUUUGUGGAUAUCAAAGCUGUUCGAUCAGUUUAAAAUCACUCCCGAACAAUAUCUUCAACUAACCAGCAUUUUCAUACAAAGAAACCCACCAGCUUCGCUCGAAAAUUUCGAUUAAUUGCAUAUUCUUUUCGGAUCGAAAAGAGCAAACAACAAUAUUUGUUUCACAUUUUUAAGCGAACAAUCAUGUAAAAAAACAACAACAACAACUAACAACAAAAACUCAAACACUUCAUUACAAAAAUAUUAAUUUGAAAGAGAUUUCAUCGUAUCUAUUGCAUUUUAGCUCGCGAUUUAUUGUCUGAUUAAGUAAGUUCAAAAUUCGGUUGAUAGUAAAUAAUAAUAAUAAAUAAUAAGUUUCAUUUGAUUUAAAAUAAUGAGAAUCCACCUAUUUUGGCCAAGAAAUACACAAACAGGAGAAGAUAAAAAUGUUAAUUUAUUUUUUAAGUCUGAACAAUAAAACAAAACAUUGGAAAAAUUUCAUUUAAAUUAAA